AUUCCGUCUCCAACACUCGUUGAGAACUGAUUGGUUUGAUUAGUGAUAGAAUUAACGUGUCCUUAAAAUUUCCUCUUCUUCUUGUACAUACAAUGACAACAAACAUGAAUUUAGUUAGAUCAUAUGAGAGAUGAGUUCAAUUUGUUUCACAUGCAUUAGAAAAACUUAAAACACUACUUACUUAGAUGAAAUUUAGUAACCAGUAGGGAAAAAUUAUGUAACACUGUGAUAAUACACCUUUCAUUAUGCAUCAACGGAACUUUAGUGUUGUAUUUUAUAUAUGCUUUAUCAUCCUGCUAACAAGGACUAUAGCUUCUAAUGAAAAGAAGAAAGAUAAUGAUGAUAACAAAGAAUCAGAAUCCUUUCAAACUGAAAGUACUGUAGAUUCAUCAAAAAGUGAUUCAUUUGAUGAACAAGACACUGAUUCUAAUACAAAUCCAAUUUUUUCUGAUCUCUUACCUAGUCAAGUUUAUAGUUUUGAAAAAAUACCUGAUCCAGAUCCAGGAAAACAUGAUGACAAGCAGGCUCCAGCAGAGUAUGUUGCAGAAAUAAGAAGUAUUUUAAAUAAAAAACUUGUUGAAAAUUUAAAAAAGAAAUCUAACCCUGCCAAAGAGAUUCUGGAUGAAGAAGAUUUGCAGAGAAUAAUAGCUGAAACAGAAAAGUUUUUCGGAACUGCGGAGGAAACUCACGUUUAUAAGGAUUUAGAACUAAGUGCUGAAGAAUAUGAUAAGCUUUUUAAAAGUGAAUCUAAAAUAACCAUUCCAUUUCAAGAUGAAAGAUUAUUUGGAAAUGAACCAGAGGUAAACCAUGCGCAACAGGAUAAGAAAAGUACAAAAAGUAAACCGAAAAAAGAUAGUCCUCAAAAUAAUGAGGUUUUGCAGCAGUUGUCUGAUAAAAUGGAAAAAACUGCAGCUGAAGAUCAAAGUGACGAGUUGGAUCAGAACCCAACUUUUAGUGAUUUGAAUGCGAAAGAAAUUUUACAUACUCCUGCUCCUGCUCAAGCUUCAGGAAGUACUGAUAAAACUGGAUCUUUUGAGAAAAAUAUUGGAAAGAGGAGGAAAAAGCUUUUUAGAGAAUUAACUGAAGAAGAGAAACAAGCUAAAGUGCUCUAUGAAACAGCUGUUAUGAUUUUAAAUGCUACCACUCCUGACAAAAAAAGAGCAUAUGAUUUAUUUAAGCAAUCUGCUGAACUAAAUUAUUAUGAAGCUAUGAAAAUUGUUGGCCAAGCUUAUUUCUAUGGGGAUGUUUUCCCACAAAAUUUGACUGCUGCAAAACUUUGGUUUGAAAAACUAGCAACAGAAGGCUCACCCUUUGCUCAAAUGUAUUUAGGUUUGAUGCAUGCUACUGGUUUGGGAGUUCCUCCUAAUUUAGGAAAGGCCAUAAUUUAUUAUACAUUUGCCGCUCUUGGAGGGGACAUAUGGGCACAAAUGAUAAUGGGUUAUAGACAUUGGGCUGGCCUUGGUUUGAAGACUAAUUGUGAAUCUUCGUUGCAUCACUACAAGAAAGUUGCUAAAAAAGUUGAGGAGGAGUUGUCUACAAAUGGAGGAAGUGCAAUUCAAAGAGUAAGAUUAUACGAUGAGUUUGAAAAUCUUGGAUCCUCUUCUCAGCUUUUAGAUGAUGACUUAAUUCAAUAUUACCAAUUUUUAGCUGAUAAAGGGGAUGUGCAAGCUCAGGUUGGACUUGGACAGUUACACUAUCAAGGAGGAAGAGGAGUGGAACAGGAUCAUGGUAGAGCCUUAAACUAUUUUCUUCAAGCUGCAGAUGCAGGCAAUGCCAAUGCUAUGGCAUUUCUUGGAAAAAUGUAUCUUGAAGGUGGAACUGUAGUGAAGCAAAAUAAUGAAACAGCUUUUAAGUACUUCACAAUGGCUGCAGAAAAGAAUAACCCAGUUGGUCAGAGUGGUUUAGGUUUAAUGUACCUUCAUGGAAAGGGAGUUCCUAAAGAUUACAACAAGGCAUUCAAAUAUUUUUCUGCAGCAGCUAAUCAAGGCUGGGUAGAUGGACAGUUGCAGCUUGGCAAUAUGUACUAUAGUGGCUUGGGAAUUGAAACUGAUUACAAAAUGGCAAUCAAGUAUUACACUAUGGCAUCUCAAUCUGGUCAUGUUCUUGCUUUCUAUAACUUAGCUAUGAUGCAUGCUUCUGGAACGGGAACUGUUCGAUCUUGCAGUACUGCUGUUGAGUUGUUUAAAAAUGUAGCGGAGAGAGGACGCUGGGGAACAAAUCUGAUGCAGGCCUACAAUGAUUACAAAGAAGGAAGAGUUAAUGAAGCUCUUAUUAAAUACAUUGUCUUAGCUGAGUUAGGAUAUGAAGUGGCCCAAAGCAAUUCUGCUUUCAUUUUAGACAGAGGUGAUUUGGAUAUUGUUUCUAAGAAUGAAACCUUCUUUCGAGCUCUUAUGUAUUGGAGUCGAGCUGCUGGGCAAGGUUAUUCGAUUGCUCGAGUGAAAGUAGGUGAUUAUUACUACUAUGGUUAUGGUACAGAAGUUGAUUAUGAAUUUGCUGCGAAUCAGUAUCGAAUGGCAUCAGAACAGCAACACAAUGCUCAAGCUAUGUUUAAUCUGGGUUAUAUGCAUGAGCAGGGCUUAGGAAUGAAAAAGGAUAUUCAUUUAGCAAAAAGGUAUUAUGAUCAAGCUGCUGAAACAAGUACAGAUGCUCAAGUACCUGUGGCGCUAGCCUUAGCGAAACUGGGAAUUGUUUACAGUCUGCAACACAUACAAGAGUUAAAUUUUGAUGCCCUUCUGCCAAAUAUAAAUAUGAAUAACAUACUGGGUCCUGAUUGGGAUUUGUAUAUUAUGACGACUCUAGCUGUGUUAUUAGGAGUUGUUGUUUACUUCAGAAGAGGACCUCAAGGCUAACAAUGUUAUUCUUUUAUUAAAAAAAUUCAGUUAAAUUAAUUAUUCACUUUGAAAAGAAUAUUAGUACAAUUUUUAAAAAAAACUUUUUGUGCCGUUUAAAAAUAUAUAUUUUUUUUCCAGUUUCACAUUUUGUUGUCAUAAUAUAUCAUAUUUUUAAAUACUCUUAUGUGAUAAUAAAAUUUGCAAUAUUUAUUUAUUCACAUAGAAAUAUUAUAAUUUGUUCUGUAUUAAAAAAAUUUUUUUUUACUGAAAUAAAACAAUGUGUCCUCCACUGAAAA
Parasteatoda tepidariorum (common house spider) is the source of this 3127-nucleotide messenger RNA. RefSeq names its product protein sel-1 homolog 1. Gene Ontology annotation, cellular component: endoplasmic reticulum membrane. Gene Ontology annotation, molecular function: protein binding. NCBI's taxonomy places the organism in Eukaryota, Metazoa, Arthropoda, Arachnida, Araneae, Theridiidae. The record is from RefSeq and is a predicted model, not a curated record. Gene Ontology annotation, biological process: ERAD pathway.